Gambusia affinis (western mosquitofish) is the source of this 1885-nucleotide messenger RNA. RefSeq names its product translocation associated membrane protein 2 (gene tram2). Bases 95 to 1204 code for a protein of 369 amino acids. Gene Ontology annotation, cellular component: endoplasmic reticulum membrane. The transcript is spliced from 11 exons. The record is from RefSeq and is a predicted model, not a curated record. NCBI's taxonomy places the organism in Eukaryota, Metazoa, Chordata, Actinopteri, Cyprinodontiformes, Poeciliidae. Gene Ontology annotation, biological process: SRP-dependent cotranslational protein targeting to membrane, translocation; protein insertion into ER membrane.
AAGAUGAGGCGCAUGCGCAAACCGCCGCCAAAGUUAACUCCUGAACUUCGCAGAGCCGAAAAAUUUUUCUGAUUUAUAAAAUCAGUGAGCUGACAUGGCAUUUCGCCGGAGAAACAAGAGCUACCCCUUCUUCAGCCAGGAGUUUCUCAUCCAGAACCAUGCCGACAUCGUGUUCAGCCUGGUAAUUUUCAUUCUGAUCGGACUGAUGUUUGAGGCAACAGCAAAGACAGCCAUACUCUUUAUUCAGCCCCAGUACAACAUCACCACAUUAUCACUAGAGGGAGAGGUGACUACAUAUCAUUAUGGAUGGAAGGACUGUGCCACCAUCCUCUUCUAUUUCUUCAUCGCUAUCAUCCUCCAUGCUGUAGUUCAGGAGUAUCUUCUGGAUAAAGUGAACCGCCGCCUUCACCUGUCCAAGAGCAAAAACACCAAGUUUAAUGAGUCAGGUCAGCUGGGUGUGUUCCAUUUAGUGUCGAGUGUGUGGAGUUUCUACAUCCUCAUUACAGAAGGAUAUCUUCUGCACCCCAGCAGCCUUUGGGAGAACUACCCCCAUUCGCACCUCAGGUUUCAGGUGAAGUUUUUCUACCUCACUCAGCUGGCCUACUGGCUCCACGCUCUGCCGGAACUCUACUUCCAGAAAGUACGCAAGGAGGAGAUUCCACGUCAGCUGCAGUACAUCUGCCUUUAUCUGCUGCACAUCUCUGUAGCUUAUUUGUUAAAUUUGAGCCGUGUGGGUCUGGUGCUCCUUUUUCUCCAGUACGUGUCAGAACUGGGCUUCCACAUUGCUAGACUCCUGUACUUCACUGAUGAGAAUCAUCAGAAAAUGUUUGAUCUGUGGGCGGUGAGCUUCGUGUUUACACGGAUGGCCACUCUGACCCUGAUGUUCCUCGCUGUGGGCUUUGGUUUGGCCCGCUGUGAGAAUCAGGGGCUGGACAUAGAGAUGGGGAACUUCAACACUGUUCUGAUAAGGAUGACUGUUCUACUGGUGGUGUGUUUGACUCAAUCUUGGCUCCUCUGGAAGUUUAUCCGCUUCCAGCUGAGGCGCUGGCGGGAGUUCAGACACGAACAAGCUGUCCGCAAGAAGGCUACCGCAAAACAACCCAUGCGGCAAUUAAAGAGGGACACAUUUGGUUAUCAUGAGAACGGAGUGCUUAAAGCUGAGAAUGGAGUCUCACCGCGGACAAAGAAGCUCAAAUCCCCUUGAGGUGGCAAACUUCCUGGCCUCCACGGUGACUUCAUCCCUAAUUAAGGUUUCUCAUCAGCACAGCAGUGAAGCUGAGGGGGAGAGCUGCCGCUGGUCACAUGGUUUUGGCUGAGAAUGUCCUGUGAUGAUGAUACAAGGACUCAGUUACUACAGACUUUUGGCUUGAAUGCUGGAAUAUGAAAAUCCAAGGACAUCCUUUGAGCCCAACAGACAUUUAUUCCUCUCAUUGUUUCAGUAUUGGUUUUCUUUUUGGUGUUUUUGUACAUCUCCACAGCCUGCGAUCCGACACUAAGGCACACCGUUAGUGAUUCAUAAACGGCAACAAAUAAAAAAAGAAAGUAAAGUGAGUAUUGUGUGCUGCACAUGUUAUCUUUGUGUCCAUGUUGAAUGUGUUUUUGCAUACUCUCAAACAUAAGUACUGUACUGCAGCUCAUACUAGUGAGCCGGCUUGGCUUGUUUUCUUUUCUGCUCCGCCGGGGCAGAAAAGCGUUGCUGAUGAAACGAUAUGAACUAACCAGCAAAAAAAAAGAAAAAAAGUAUAUAUCAUGCAUUUCUCACUGGUCACUUAAUAGAUUUGUAUCAAGUAUAUAUUGUGGAUGUUACCGCAUGCCAUUUCAUGUCCUUUUUAUUCCCUCUGUUUUGUUUAUCAAUUACUUUAUUAAAAAAUACAUUGGUCUGAAA